Molecule: messenger RNA, 2740 nt
Organism: Neurospora crassa OR74A
Lineage: Eukaryota; Fungi; Ascomycota; Sordariomycetes; Sordariales; Sordariaceae
Exons: 5
Coding region: 1285-2415 (376 amino acids)
Source: RefSeq, a predicted model, not a curated record
UUUCACGUGCGAUGGUCCCUUCGGAGUAUUGACUCCAACAUGCCUCACUUGUCCUGGUUUUAGCGGGUAGUUAAACAAACUGCCACUCAAACCUGGUGGUCUUUCUUCUUGAUUACAUUUAGGUUCUUUUCUCCUGAAAAUAACGAGUGUCUUUGACAGAUGUCUGUUGUUUUCAGUCUGGGCAGGAUAGAGCCCAAGAUGUCACUCAUCAAUACAUCGGCUGGUGCCUCCUUGGCACUCCUGAAUAUUCCUUAUUGUGAAAGCAUAUAUAUCAUGCGAAAGGCAAAAUAGAAUUUCAGACUGAAUUCCUGUGUUUUGGUCUCUUUUAUCAUUUGUACAAUGCUAGUUCGUUUGCCUUGGUCUAGAGUUGCAGGUGCCAGUUUGGAACUACUCCCCUCGAGGAAGGACACAAUGCUCCACCAUUCAACGCUGCUAUUUUACAAGAAUCCAAGUAUCUCCAUUGAGCAGACACUCUGCGCAUACUCUGCAGCUUGACUCUGCUCUUCCAAGACGACGGGAUGGAUGGAAGUACACCUUGCGUAGGUGCUCCCACUAUUUGCACAGUUGGGUCCCGGCUGAAGUGAUUUCAGGACCGCGAACAACAAAACCUUCAGCCCCUAGAAGAACUGAAUGUUGCGAUUGAUAACAACUUGAGCUUAGAGAAAGGCCAACAUGAUAAUAGAUGCUGUCGAGACACGUUGCUCGAGGCCAGUCAUGGGAUUGGCAAUCUGAUCAGGUACCUAGGUAGUUUUGUCAAUCUUCAGCUGCCAUCCGCAGUUGCGGUUCUUCCCUCAACUCCAGAGCAUGCCUUAGCCAGAAAGCCAAGGAAGUCAUCUCCAAUUGCAAGGAGACUACCUAGGUACCCAGCAGCAACCGGAACUGAAUAUGCAGUGCAGCUGUGUUUGUAGAUCAACAGUGAAUACCUACCUCUAGGCAGUCACCUUCUUGCGCCAGUUCCAGGUUUCCAUCCCAUAGAGGUAACAACAACGGAGUCUAUCGUCGCUCUCGUGCCUGCCGCCUCACCAAGCAAACAGAUGGGGGUUGCUCGAACUUCUAUUUUAACCCUUCUCCCCUCAGCCUCCCCCUCUCCUCUUCUCUCCCCAUUAUUUUGACCACGAGUCUUCAACGGCCACUAUCGCCGCCGCCGCCGCUGCCGUCGACAUCAGCUGCCGUCCACGCCCUAUUGUUGUUACUACAAAGCUCCAUCUACGGAGCAACACAGGAGUGCUAUUGCUCACAAAGCGUUCAGGCUUCACCUCAUUGACUCGACAACUGGAGCUCACCAUGUCGGCGCCUUCUGUGCAGAGCCCGGCUUUCCAGGCCAGACCUGGAGCAACUUCAACUGCGAACAGUCAAGGCAAGCUUGGGCAGAUCCGAUGCAUGAACGGCAAGGAGUGGCAGGACCGCUCUGCCUUCAACCCCAAGAGACUUAGAGAGUACGAGAACAUGCGCCGUUCCAACAAAGCAGUCACAGCGUACAACUCCUUCAUCUCGUGCAAAGCCCAUUCGGGACAUGAUCCUAGGGACCAGCAAUGCCAGGGCAGCUGCAUGCGUAUUUUACCCUUGGAGAAGUUCAGCAAGAAUUCCAGGAAGCUGCGCACGUUCAAGUGCAUUGAUUGCACUCAGCAUCAGCUAUACCUCCAGCCUCAUGCUACUGUUCCUGCUCCAAACACUCUUUUGACCACUGCAGAGAAGGAGGAGCUUGCUCGCGCUCGCCUCCGCCGCAAGGCCAGACUGGUCGCUGCUCUGGCUUAUGAAGACGAGGAUGAGGAGGAUGAUGAUUCUCUCUAUCGCGACGACCAGUCUGUUCUCUCUACUGCCUUUGGUGCCGGAAGCUCUGUUUCAGGCGCUAUCACUGGCAGCCCGUCUGUUUACUCUUCGAGGUAUUCGGAGGCCGGCACAGGUUACAGCAGCCAGAAUCAACCGCCCCAUAUGCGCAGCGAGAAUGGCUUUGCCGCCACCAGCGCUUUGGCGGCCCGGUUGAACCAAGAUAGCUCCUCUCCCAGUGUCAAUGCCUGGCGCACCCAGGGUUUCUUUUCCGACAGCUACACUACGGUUUCGACCUCAAGCAAUGCAGGUUAUGUCCCGAGUGACGCGCUCUUGACUGACGGACAAUCCACUCUCGGCCCCGAAGAUUCAGGUUCGGUUGCUGCUGCCCCAGACGAUGACGAAGAGAACAACGACCGUCCAACCGCUCAGCGCAAGCUCAUUGCCGAUCACACGACCGUUACGGAGUUUUUUGAAGCUGAGGAGUCGUGGAGGGUUGAUCGCAUUAAGGAGUCUAUGUCGGGUAAUUGGGUCAAGCUGCCUGGUCGCAAAACAUUGCCCGAAGUCCCUCGUUACCUCCGCGAUGGCGAGGAUGAUUACGACAAUGAUGCGUACUCUUUUGAUGGCGAGUCUGAGGACGAGCUGUAAGAUCGCAUCCUAUCUGUACCCAAAAUGGGAAAUGCCAGAUCAUAUAUGCUAGUUCAGGUUCAGUUGAUUGGCAUCGCCAGUCUUGGAAGGAAAUGGGAGUGUCGCAACAAAGGUCGUCGAGGAAUGGAUUUUCUUGAUUGACCACGGAAAUAUGGUCAAUAGUCCAGCUGGAUCUUACGUUUUUGCGUUUCUCUUGCUAUGAGGCAUUCUAUAUUCAUCGAGAUGGUCGCGGAGUUAGACAUACUCAUCUUGGUAGAGGAGUACAACGGCCAAGGUAUCGAUAAAGGUUAUGAGAGAAAUGCCAGCGAUGAUAUUCAUUCAUGAU